Molecule: messenger RNA, 853 nt
Organism: Capsicum annuum
Lineage: Eukaryota; Viridiplantae; Streptophyta; Magnoliopsida; Solanales; Solanaceae
Product: thioredoxin H-type 1
Exons: 3
Coding region: 279-653 (124 amino acids)
Molecular function (GO): protein-disulfide reductase activity
Source: RefSeq, a predicted model, not a curated record
ACAUCCAAUCCUUAUCCCUCUUGUUGCUUUACGUGUUCCCUUCAUUUAACCUAACCGACCUAAUAAUAAAAUUGUUCACAUUAUGUCACGGGUAUCCUUUUUCGUAAUUAACUCUAAAAUCCCUUAUAUUUUGGUAAUUUAACAUUUCCCUUUUUCUGUAUAUAAUCUCUGCCAAAGGGAACGUGCCUAUGCAUUAAGCGUUAGUUUUACGAGGAAGCUAAGGAUUUGUUUGGUGUUUUCUGUUUUUUGAAUUUCGAAUUUUCCGAAAAUCUGUGAGAAUGGCUGCUACUUCAUCUGAAGAAGGACAAGUUUUUGGUUGCCACAACGUUGAGGAGUGGGAUCAGCACUUCAAGAAGGGUGUCGAGACUAAGAAAUUGGUGGUGGUGGAUUUUACCGCAUCCUGGUGCGGUCCUUGCCGUUUUAUUGCCCCAAUUCUUGCUGACAUUGCUAAGAAGAUGCCCCAUGUCAUAUUCCUCAAGGUUGAUGUUGAUGAACUAAAGACUGUUGCAGAGGAAUGGAAUGUGGAUGCUAUGCCAACAUUUGUCUUCUUUAAAGAUGGCGAAGAAGUGGAUAGGGUUGUUGGUGCCCAGAAAGAGGAGUUGCAGGCGGCCAUACUUAAGCAUGUUGGUGCUCCUGCUACUGUGACAGCUUGAGCCAUAAUCAAGGAUAUGAUAUUCUGGUGUUUAGUAUUGUCCUUUUGUAAUAAGUCUGGAUGGCUGUGUGUUUUAUUAUCCACUAUCUCUCUCUUGUUUUUGUGAAACCUUUUGGUGCUUGAAUUCUGAUAUUUGUGCAGAUGGCCUUACUGGUGUAAGGUUAUAUGCUCAUUUCUAUGAAACUUAUCUUCUGAUUUCUA